GCUGGCCGCUACAGAAUUGCCGCCCGUGACCCUUGCUAAAGCGGGAGCUUUCUUUUCUUCUAGCAUUAUCCGCCGAGAGAGAUAGAGAUAGAGAUUUGAGAUAGAAGUCCGGCCACUUGGUACAUCGAUUUAUAAGGCCUUAGCUAGGCGGCCAUGGGUUCCUGCGUGUCGUCGACGAGGCAGCGGCGGCGGUCGAGGAAGCUGUCGGUGGCGGCGAGGAAGUUCCGGCGGAAGGUCUCCGCGGCGAUCGCCGACGCGCCGAUCAUCCGCGGUGCCGGCGGCGCGGCCCGCUGCCUCGCGCGGCACGGGGUCGUCCACGUCGAGGCGCCGGACUCCAACGUCACGCUGCACCUCACCAAGCUGCAGUGGCAGCACAGCCAGAUGGACGCAGGGAGUGUGAUUUGUGAGGAAGCAUGGUACGAUUCCGUCAGCAUCCUAGAAUCCACGGACUCCGACGACGACCUCGACAACGAUUUCGCCAGCGUCAGCGGAGAUCCUCUCCCUGAUGUCACCGGCGGUGGAAAUGCGCAGCAGACGUCCCCGUGCAAGGACGCGGCGUGCUUGUUGGACACCGUGCAGCGCCUCAGGAGCAUUGCAAAUGCAGAAGCAUGCGAGGGUGACCCCCCUGAGAAGAGCGAUGACUCGAAUGCUCCUACCACUGCAACUAAUGGUAGUAGCUGCAAAGCUGAGGAGUGUUGCAGCAGUGCGAUGAGAGAAUUGCAGAGUUCAGUAUCAUGCUCGCCUCGGCCUUUUCCGUCGUCGAUUCCGAGCAACAAGGUCCAGCCGAUGCCGAUCGUCGGUGUCAGCCCGCACCAACAGCAGAAGAAGAAAACAGCCGUGGUCAGGCUCUCAUUCAGGAGAAGGUCAUACGAGGGUGACGAGAUGACUGAACUGACUGGUUCUGCAAAUUAUUUGUACCGUCCGAGGGCGGGUUUCACAGUGCCCUGCUCCACAAACGAGAAGAUUUCAGAUGGUUGCUGGUCGGUACUUGAGCCGUCAAACUUCAAAGUCCGAGGGGAGAGUUUCUUCAAAGAUAAGAGGAAGUCCCCUGCUCCAGACUGCUCCCCCUACACCCCAAUUGGAGCAGACAUGUUCGCAUACACAAGGAAGAUUCACCACAUUGCACAGCACCUCUCGCUUCCAUCAUUGAAGACUCAUGAGACGUUUCCUUCCCUCCUCAUUGUCAACAUUCAGUUGCCUACCUAUCCUGCUACCGUGUUCGGCGAUAACGACGGUGAUGGGAUAAGCCUAGUUCUGUAUUUCAAGCUAUCUGACAGUUUCGACAAGGAGAUCUCUCCUCAAUUGCAGGACAGCAUCAAGAGGCUUAUGAAUGAUGAAAUGGAAAAGGUGAAGGGGUUCCCAGUAGACAGCACGGUUCCCUACACAGAGAGGCUGAAAAUUUUGGCUGGUUUGGCAAACCCUGAUGACUUGCAGCUCAGCACAGCUGAGAGGAAGCUUGUGCAGACCUACAACCAGAAGCCUGUGCUAUCUCGCCCACAACACAAAUUCUACAAGGGUCCAAAUUACUUCGAGAUUGAUCUCGAUGUGCAUCGGUUCAGCUUCAUAUCGAGGAAAGGGCUCGAGACCUUCCGGGAGCGGCUCAAGCAUGGGGUUCUUGAUCUUGGCCUAACCAUUCAGGCACAGAAGACUGAGGAGCUGCCGGAGCAUGUCUUAUGCUGCAUGAGGCUGAACAAGAUCGACUUCGCCGACAACGGGCAGAUACCGACGCUGAUAACGGCAGCUGAUGAGUAAAUCUGUCAUGUCGCUGCAAUGCACUAACUUUCAGGAAAAGCAAAGGAAGAGAGCGUUGUUCGUAGAUGUUCUUGAGAUGCUGUUGUAUAGAUCGGCAGAUAGUCGUAGGAACCAACUAACUCAUGACAUGUUCGUGCAGUAAAGUGCACGCAGAUUUGUGUAAAUACUCGUUGAUCAUUGCCCCAAAAGAAAGAAAGAAAAAUGACAUUGGGAGCAAAAUCUGCAGUCUGAAGAUGUAUGUACAUCAUGUCUGUUUUUCCAGUUGAUGCCUACUAA
Setaria italica (foxtail millet) is the source of this 2028-nucleotide messenger RNA. RefSeq lists its product as uncharacterized. Bases 154 to 1752 code for a protein of 532 amino acids. NCBI's taxonomy places the organism in Eukaryota, Viridiplantae, Streptophyta, Magnoliopsida, Poales, Poaceae. The record is from RefSeq and is a predicted model, not a curated record. The transcript is spliced from 10 exons.